AACACAAUCAAUACACUGGAUGUUAUAUGCCAUCGCUUAUAUCUGACAGCUAUAGCCGCGUAUACAAGGCCUUUAUCUUUAACAUUAGCUACUACUAGCCACACCACUAGCCACACUACGAAAAACUACCAUACAAAGCCUAGACGGCUAGCCCAGAAGGCUAAGGGCCGUCACUUUAUGUACUAUGUAUACAAUAUGGCUUUAGAAGUCCCUGCAGCAAGGCCAGACAGAACCCAAUACAACACCUUCUGCACCUAUCACAAGUGCUAAAAAUCCGACAACAUGAGCAUUCCUUGCAGGAAAGUUGCACCAGUCUUAUUUUCCAUUCCUCAACUCUUUAUCCUUCGACAUAGCUCUACGUUGACGCGCAAUUUCGAGGUCGACAUGACUGGGAGACAGAACGCCAAGUCCAAGCCCUCCAACAAAUGGAGAGGCAAGGGAGCAUCUACACAUAAACCCGGUAAACAGGCGACAAGACACACCCACACUGGCACUGAAUCUCAUCAUGAAUCUCACAGUGAACCGAGCAAGACCGUCACGGGCUCUACUGCCCCCUUGACUGCCCCAUUGACUGUCCCAUUGACUGUCCCGGAGUCUUCCACCGAGCAGAAAUUUAGCGACUUGAUGGAAGGCGGCCUUGUUCACCCUACCUUGCUCCGCACCAUCACUGAAGAUCUCAAGUUUGAACACAUGACUCCCGUCCAAGCAGCUACUAUCCGGCCUAUUCUCACCGAGCGCUCGGACAUUCUAGCCCAGGCCAAGACUGGCACUGGCAAGACCGUCGCAUUCUUACUACCUGCUCUUCAGAACUUAGUCAACCGUAACGUGACGCCAGGGUCUGCUGUUUCUCUUCUAGUCAUCACGCCCACCAGGGAACUGGCAUUGCAGAUUGCCGCCGAGGCUGAGGCCUUAUUGCAGCGGCUGCCUCAGUACAAGGUCUGCAUUGCCAUCGGCGGCACUAACAAAGAUGCCGAGGAGAGACGGAUCCUGAGAGGCUGCGACAUCUUGAUCGGAACCCCCGGACGGCUUUUUGACCAUCUGGGAGGAGAUGGCAGUCCCGUCGUGGAGAAGCUGCAGCAGCUGGAUACCUUGGUGCUGGAUGAGGCAGACAGGCUACUCGACAUGGGUUUCCUCCCGUCCUUGAAGCAGAUCGUCGCAUGCCUGCCGAACAGGACUGUCAAGCCCAGACAGGGCAUGCUCUUCUCAGCCACUGUGCCAGAGUACGUAUCAAAGGUGUCUGGUCUGGUGCUUUCGAAAGACCACAAGUACAUCUCGACGAUACAAAAGGGCGAGAUCAACACACAUGAGCGCGUCCCACAGCAGUUGAUCAUAGUCCCCGAAUUCUCCGACGUCACGGCUGCUCUGUUGGGCGCGUUACGCCAGGAACAGCGAGGAGUAGGCGCAGAGUCGUUCAAGGCAAUCGUCUUCGCCCCCACAGCAGCCCUCGUCAACUUCUACGUCGACGUCCUCCAGCAGUUCCCCGAUAUGCCCACUAUCCUUUCCCUACACGCGCGCAUGACCCAGAGCAAGCGCACUAACGUGACCCAGCAAUACCGGCAGGCGCGAAGCGGCAUCAUGGUCGCCACUGACGUCAUAGCACGCGGAAUGGACUUCCCCGCCGUGACCAACGUCUUCCAGGUGGGCAUCCCUUCCGACAAGGAAUCGUACGUGCAUCGCCUCGGGCGCACGGCGCGCGCCGGCGCCGAGGGCAGGGGCUCCUUCAUCAUCUCGUCCCACGAGACCUGGUUCUCGAAAUGGGAACUCAAGGGCAUUGACUUCAACGAACAUCCUGCCGACCUCGCCGCGCAAGACGACAUCAAGAGAAUCACUAUGGGGAUGAAUACCCAGGGGAAGACUUAUCAGGCUUGGCUGGGCUUCUACAAGAGUUAUGUCAAGCGCAUGGGCUGGGAUAACGUUAGACUCGUGGCGGAAGCCAAUACCUUCGCGCUCGAUGGCCUAGGUGCUCCUGAGGUCCCGAGCCUUGAGAAGAGUACCGUUGGCAAGAUGGGGCUUAGGGGAGUCAAGGGCUUGUCGGUGAUAAAGAAUCGCCCUCGCGAGUAGGCUGGUGUCGGUCGCGCCGAGCUAGGGUGUCUUGUUGGGCAUGUGGGAGGUAGGCAGGGGGGUUGGCACCAUAUGCCCUCGUGAUUCGGGUACAAUGGCUCGUUUCUUGCCGUUGAGUCUACCUUGAAUGAGUUUCAACAUUCUCAGUUUCAUAUGAUAUUAUAGACGAUAGAUCCCGUCAAGCUUCUUGGCUCUUGACGUAGUAGCUGUUUAAUUGACCAGCGAAGCUACAUUAUCAACACCUCUUUUCAUUUUCCAUGCGGUGUUCCGUGGCGAAGGUACGCCAGCUGUAUAGACAGAGUUAAU
Xylaria bambusicola is the source of this 2367-nucleotide messenger RNA. Its product is annotated as ATP-dependent RNA helicase MSS116. NCBI's taxonomy places the organism in Eukaryota, Fungi, Ascomycota, Sordariomycetes, Xylariales, Xylariaceae. Gene Ontology annotation, cellular component: mitochondrion. Gene Ontology annotation, molecular function: ATP binding; nucleic acid binding. Bases 283 to 2061 code for a protein of 592 amino acids. The record is from RefSeq and is a predicted model, not a curated record. The transcript has a single exon.